GCGGAGAGGCUCCCCGGUCCAGCCUGAAGGCCCGCAGGGAGGGCAGGAGGCGGCCUCCCCCAUCUCCCCUUGCCGCAAAAGGAGCCCCUCGGGUGGCCCCUGGGAUGAGGGUCUCUCGCCUGAGUUUGGGGGCUCCCGGGGGAAGAGCCACAGCAGGGGCCGCGGUCCGGCCACCCCCAUUGCCAGCAGCCGUCGCCUCCCGGGUGAGCGCUUGUGGCCAUCACUGGCCCGUUGUGCUCCCUCCUCUUUUCUUUGCAGGUGUCCCGGGAGGCCGAGGGCCUGCUUUUCAUGGCAGCGACAGAAGGCUCUCCCAGCCCCCUGCGUCGGUUAGCGGGGCUGAACACCCUGUCGGAGGAGGAGGACGACCAUGGCUACCCUGCGGAAGGCUUGUCUUUGGGCUGCGAUGGGGAUCUGGAGGUGAACCCUUAUGAUGGGCUGCCCUUCUCUUCUCGCUACUAUGAGUUGCUGCACCAGCGCCGCAGCCUUCCCGUUUGGGGUGCCAAGUUCGUCUUCAUGGAGCAUCUGGAGAGGGGUGCUGGCAUUGUCUUGGUCUCCGGGGAGACAGGCACCGGCAAGAGCACGCAGGUGCCCCAGUGGUGCUCGGAGUACGCCCUCUCGCGGCAGUUUGCCCACGGGCAGGUGGUCUGCACGCAGCCCCACAGCCUGGCCGCCCGCAGCCUGGCCCUGCGCGUGGCGGAUGAGAUGGACCUCAACGUGGGCCACGAGGUGGGCUACGGCGUCCCGUUUGAGGACUGCUGCACCUCCGAGACUCUGCUCAGGUUUUGCUCAGACGAGGUCCUGCUGCGCGAGAUGACAUCGGACCCACUGCUGCGGCAGUUCGGGGUGGUGGUGCUGGAUGAGGUCCAGGAGCGCGCAGUGCCCACGGACUUGCUGCUGGGGCUGUUGAAGGACGCAUGGCUCCAGCGCCCGGAGCUGCGCCUGGUGGUGGUGACGGAGCCGCCGCUAGAGGAGCCACUGCGCCGCUUCUGCCGGGACGCCUCUGUGGUGCGGGUGCCGGCGCCCCAACCGGCCCCGCGCUUGGCGUACCAGGAACCCGCCCCGGGCAAGCACGUCUCGGCGGCCUGCCAGGCUGCGCUGGCCCUCCACCAGCAGAGGGAGUGCGGGGACAUCAUGGUCUUCCUGGCCAGCGAGCAGGAGAUCAGCGACUGCUGCGAGGCCCUCCGUGUGGAGGCGGCGGCGUUGGACCCCGGCCUGGGCCCCCUGCUGGUGCUGCCCCUUCACCCCGGCGUGGGGCGAGACGUCCAGAGGGUGUACGAAGCCGGCGUGGAGCAGCCAGGCAGAGGCCCGCCACGCAGGAUCAUCGUCACCCACUGGCUGGCGGAUGCCGCCUUCUCCGCCGGCAGCGUCAGGCAUGUGGUGGAUGCCGGGCUGCAGCUGCGCAGCGUGUACAACCCGCGCAUCCGGGCCGAGUCGCAGGGCCUGCGUCCCAUCAGCAAGAGGCAGGCAGAGGCACGGAGGCUCCGGGCUGCCGGGGAUCCCCCAGGAUCCUGCCUGCGCCUGUACUCCGAAGCCACCUGGGAGGCGGGGCUCCCAGCCCUUCCUCCCGCCCCCAUCGCGGAGGCGGAGCUCAGCCGGCGCGUGCUGCUGCUGAAGAGGCUGGACAUCGCGGACAUGGGCCAGUGCGACUUCCUGGACCGGCCAGCCCCGGAGUCCCUCAUGCAGGCCCUGGAGGACCUGGACUAUCUGGCUGCCCUGGACGACGACGGGAACCUCUCCGAGGUGGGCAUCAUCAUGUCGGAGUUCCCGCUGGAGCCCCAGCUGGCCAAGGCCCUGCUGGCGUCCUGCGAGUUCGAGUGUGUGGACGAGAUGCUCACGCUGGCCGCCAUGCUGACCGGUAGGGGCCUGCGGGGCCUGCCCCCACCCCGGAGCUCAGCUCCUGCAAAGAGGAGCCCCCCAGCCAGCCCCGGGGAAGGCGCAGCGCGGCAGCGGAGCCUCCUGCACCCCGCCGGGGACCACUUCACCCUCAUCAACCUCUUCAACGCCUUCCGGCAGCAGAGCGACCCAGAGAGCUGGUGCCGGAAGCACGCGGUGAGCGAGACUGCGCUGCGGCUGGCUGGGGCCGUGCGGGCCGAGCUGCUGGAGGUCAUGCGGCGCAUCGAGCUCCCCGUCUCCCCGCCGGCCUUCGGCACUGACAGCAACGCCCUGAGCCUGAUGCGUGCCCUCCUCUCGGGCUUCUUCCUCAAGGUUGCCCAAGACAUCGACGGCUCCGGGAACUACCUGCUGCUGACCAACAAGCAUGUGGCCCAGCUGUCCCCCAGCUGCUGCUACCGGCUGCGGCGGCCUCCCCCGCGGCCUCCCCCGUGGCUGCUUUACCACGAGUUCACCAUCUCGCAGGAUAACUGCCUGAGCAUUGUCUCUGAGAUCCAGCCAAAGAUGUUGGCCGAACUGGCCCCCCAGUAUUACCUGAGCAAUUUGCCCCACAGCGAGGGCCGGGAUCUGCUGCUGGAGCUGCGGGAGGCGCUGGUGGGGGCCGCGGAGGUGCCCCCACCGCUGCAGGACGAGGAGCCGCAGGCCCCCAGAGCCGCUGCUCAGGAUGGGGAAGAAGACGCCUGUGUGCUGCAGUGAGCUGGGAGCGAGGCUGGUCUGCAUCAGCUCAGGCCCAGGCGAACCCUCUCGGCACCGGAACAAAGCGGGCCAGUCUGCGGCUGGGAAUCGGCCCCAGUGCCUCUGGGAGCGGCAGGACCCGUGGGGUGCCCCGCAGAGCUGGUGCAAAGCCCCCAGCCUCCAGGGCCUUGUUCUCUGGUGGGCUGCUUCCGGGGGGCCUGACCGGGCUGGCAGUGGCCGGACACCAUGGGGUGCGCUGGUGGCGGGGUCCUCGCGCUGCGGGUGGUGUGCCUGGGUUGUGGGCAGGCUGCUGGUUGCGGGGCUCAGCCUGUUGGCAGGCUCAGUGGAGGAGCGGAGGAGCUUCAGCGGUCCGAGCUGGGAGGCCCAGGCCUGUGGGAGGGAGCGGCGGGGCUUCUUGGGGCGUCUGCUGCCCUUCCCGAAACGCUUCUGCCUUGGGUGCUGCGCUGCUGGCGGGCUGAUGCUGCUCCUGGGCUGGAAGGGGUUGGGCUGGGCUGGGCUGGGCCUGGGCCGUCGUUCACCAGGCUGGGGCCCUUCUUGCCCGCUGUGCUGAGCUCCUGCCUGCUCGAGGUCUCGGGGAGGAGGAGGGAGCCGAGCUUCCCGGGGCCGCGGGGGGUGCCUUUCCCCGCAGGGAUCGGGUCCUCACCGGGCGUAUGGCCUAUUCCUGAGUUGUCACUUUUGGUGGCUGAUCGUGGUUGGAACACGCCCAUCUUCUCAGGCUGCUACUGAAAUGUGCUCCACCAAGCAAAUUAAUUAAAAGGCUCUCAGCACCAAAA
Molecule: messenger RNA, 3359 nt
Organism: Varanus komodoensis (Komodo dragon)
Lineage: Eukaryota; Metazoa; Chordata; Lepidosauria; Squamata; Varanidae
Gene: DQX1
Product: DEAQ-box RNA dependent ATPase 1
Exons: 11
Coding region: 289-2586 (765 amino acids)
Cellular component (GO): spliceosomal complex; intracellular anatomical structure
Molecular function (GO): RNA binding
Source: RefSeq, a predicted model, not a curated record